This is a messenger RNA of Dracunculus medinensis (Guinea worm), 1776 nucleotides long. The record is from the annotation of a GenBank genome assembly. NCBI's taxonomy places the organism in Eukaryota, Metazoa, Nematoda, Chromadorea, Rhabditida, Dracunculidae.
AUGAAUUUCUUUUUAGCCGCAAAAGAUCGACCAAUGGACAACGGUACGCCAAGAUCGUUCGAUGAGAACGGAUUACAAAGACGACGUGGUGCAAUUAAACACGCUCGAGUUCAUGAAAUACGCGGUCAUCACUUUGUUGCAACGUUUUUUCGACAACCAACAUUCUGCUCAUUAUGUUCUGAUUUCAUGUGGGGACUUAAUAAGCAAGGUUAUCAGUGUCAAUUGUGUAGUGCUGCUGUACAUAAAAGAUGCCACGAAAAAAUGUUAAGUCAAUGUCCUGGAUCUGCAAAAAAUACAAAAGAAACAAUCUAUUUAAAAGAGCGCUUCAAAAUUGAUGUACCGCAUCGAUUUAAAUCAUAUAAUUAUAAAAGUCCAACAUUUUGUGAUCAAUGUGGAUCAUUGCUCUAUGGCUUGUUUAAACAGGGCCUUAAGUGUGAAGUUUGUGGUGUUUCUUGUCACCAUCGAUGCCAAAAAUAUAUGCCAAAUUUAUGUGGCGUUAAUCAAAAGCAACUCUCAGAGGCACUAUUUGAAAUCAAGCGAGGCACUCACAGUCAAAUGAGUGCCACUGGAGUAAUGUCUGUGGGACCGCAUGUAACUAUAGACGGUCGUAGUGCUUCUAGUCCAGCAAAUUGUUCCACUCCGACUGCAUCGAAAUUCCCGGAAAAAGUCAAAGCAUUUUUUAGGAAUCACAAUUAUACACUCGAGAAUUCAGAUAAUGAAGAAUUUAUUAGUGCACCAUGGAGUGCUGCUGAUGGUGUCAAGAAAUAUUCUCGUCAAAAUUUUAUCUUUCAUAAAGUCCUUGGAAAGGGAAGCUUUGGAAAAGUGCUACUGGUUGAACUCAAAAAUCGAGGUGAAUUCUAUGCGAUGAAAUGCUUGAAAAAGGAUGUAAUUUUAGAAGACGAUGAUACAGAAUGUACAUUUAUUGAACGAAGGGUUCUUAUUUUAUCAUCCGAAUGUCCGUUUCUUUGUCAGUUAUUCUGCUCAUUUCAAACUGCUGAAUAUCUUUUUUUUGUAAUGGAAUAUUUAAAUGGUGGCGAUUUAAUGCAUCACAUUCAACAAGUGAAAAAAUUUGAUGAGGAAAGGACUCGAUUUUAUGCUUGUGAAAUCAUUAUCGCAUUACAAUUUCUUCAUUCUAGAGAUAUAAUUUAUCGAGAUUUAAAAUUGGAUAAUGUUCUUUUGGAUUCAGAAGGACAUAUUCAUUUGGCUGAUUUUGGUAUGUGUAAGACGGAAAUGAAUCGUGAAAAUGGAAUGGCUUCAACGUUUUGCGGUACGCCUGAUUAUAUUGCUCCCGAGAUAAUAAAAGGCCAACUAUACAAUGAAGCAGUUGAUUUUUGGUCAUUCGGAGUAUUGGUGUAUGAAAUGUUAAUUGGUCAAAGCCCAUUUCAUGGUGAGGGCGAAGAUGAACUUUUCGAUUCAAUACUUAAUGAAAGACCUUAUUUUCCAAAAACUAUUGGAAAAGAAGCUGCAAAAUGUUUAAGUGCGUUAUUUGAUCGAAAUCCUAAUACUCGAUUAGGAAUGCCAGAAUGUCCAGAUGGCCCAAUUCGGACUCAUUCGUUCUUUAGAGGUGUCGAUUGGAAGCGUUAUGAAGCAAGGCAAAUGAUACCACCUUUUAAGCCAUCUGUGAAAUCACCAGCCGAUGCUUCAAAUUUUGAUGAAGAUUUCACUCAAGAGAAGCCACAACUCACUCCAAUCGCUGAUAAAACCUUACUUGCGUCCAUCGAUCCUGAGGCUUUUCUUAACUUCUCUUAUACUAAUCCUCAAUUUCCUAGCAAAUGA